This is a messenger RNA of Engraulis encrasicolus (European anchovy), 1390 nucleotides long. RefSeq names its product E3 ubiquitin-protein ligase TRIM47-like. Gene Ontology annotation, molecular function: zinc ion binding. The transcript has 7 exons. Lineage: Eukaryota; Metazoa; Chordata; Actinopteri; Clupeiformes; Engraulidae. The coding region runs from base 38 to 1390 and encodes 450 amino acids. The record is from RefSeq and is a predicted model, not a curated record.
UACCUUAUGUAAGGUCCGGCUGUGGUGACAUUAGCAGAUGAAUAUGGCUGAAGCUGUUGUUGAAGAUCAGCAUCCUUUUCGUUGUUCUAUUUGUUUGGAGCCUCUGAGGGAUCCAGUCACCAUUCCAUGUGGACACAACUAUUGCAUGAAAUGCAUAAGUGGCUGCUGGGAUCAAGAGAGUCAGAAGGGUGAGUUGUUCAGCUGCCCUCAAUGCAGGGAGACGUUUAGCCCACGGCCUGUCUUGAAGAAAAACACCAUGUUGGCUGAACUGGUGAGCCCAAUGAGGAAGAGCAGUAGGUCUUUGAUUGCUUCUCCUCCUCCUUCUCCUCCUCUUGCUCCGUACGCUGAACCAGGGGAUGUGGAAUGUGACUUCUGCAGUGAGAAAAAUCUCAAAGCUGUCAAGUCCUGUCUGGUGUGUUUGCUCUCUCUUUGUCAGACACACGUUGAGCCUCACUACAACGUUCCAGCCUUGAAGAGCCACAAACUGGUGCAGGCGUCCAGACAUCUACAACAGAAGAUCUGCUCUCAGCACGACAGGCUGAUCGAGGUGUUUUGUCGUACUGAUCAGAAGUGUAUCUGCAUGUUGUGCACCAUGGAUGGACACAAAGGCCACAAAACAGUCUCAGCUAAAGCAGAACGGAAGGAAAAAGAGACAGAGUUGGGGAAGACAAGGACAGCAUUCCUGCAGAGAAUUCAGAAGAGAGAGAAGGAACUGCAGGAGAUCCAGGAGGCCGUGGCAUCAUAUCAGCGUUCUGCCCAAAAGGCAGAGCAACACAGUGAGAAGAUCUUCAAGAAGCUUCUGGAGACUGUUGAGAGGAGACGCUCUGAGGUGAAAGAGCUGAUCAGAGCUCAGCAGAAGGCAGCAGUGAAAGAUGCUGAAGAUGUUUUGGAGAAACUGGAGCAGGAGCUGGCUGAGUUGAGGAGGGGACAUGCUGAGUUGGAGAAGCUCUCACUUGAGGAAGAUCACGUCCAUUUCCUCCAGAGUUUUCAGGUCCUGAAGUCCUCUGAAUGCAAACCUUCCCCCAGCUUCAGUCUCAGUCCACGCAUGUCAUUUAAUGACCUGAAUAAAUCGCUCUCUGCUUUGAAAAGUAAAGUGGAUGACCUCUGCAAACAGGACAUGAUAAAGAUAUCAGGAGAAGGUAUUGGCGAGUUUGGAACCGCAUUACGUGGCGUGUGUGGCCACGCUCAGCUGAUGCUUCUGAGCGACGGCUUCUACUGGCAGUUGUUGUCUCCUCUCCAUCUCCGGCCGCAACAAGUUGCGAGCAGUUACCGCUCGCCAGGUGCUCUGGGCCUACGCGAGUGGCAGGACGAGUCCCCGGGUGGUGGAUCUACUUCGGGUUGGUUCACAUUUCGGGUGCCCCUCCCCCUUUCAGUUUCCAGCAUUGGCUGA